Thermochaetoides thermophila DSM 1495 is the source of this 1392-nucleotide messenger RNA. RefSeq lists its product as uncharacterized. Gene Ontology annotation, biological process: proteolysis. The coding region runs from base 1 to 1392 and encodes 463 amino acids. The transcript is spliced from 2 exons. NCBI's taxonomy places the organism in Eukaryota, Fungi, Ascomycota, Sordariomycetes, Sordariales, Chaetomiaceae. Gene Ontology annotation, molecular function: aspartic-type endopeptidase activity. The record is from RefSeq and is a predicted model, not a curated record.
AUGAGAUUCUCCCUCCUCGCGGCAGCCGCCGCCCUCCUCUCCCCGGCCUUCGCGGCCCCGCGCGUGGUCAAGGUCGACCCCAAAGACAUCAAGCCUCGCCAUCCCGGCGGCAUACAUUUCAAGGUUGCCCAGGUCCACAACGACCAUUUUCGGCAGCACGGCAAAGGUCCCAGGGCGCUGGCUAAGGUGUAUCAGAAGUACGAUGUUAAGAUGCCGACUUCUCUUCUGAGGGUUUUGAGGACGAUCUAUGACGAAAUUGAGCACCCCUCCAACGACGAUGACCCGUCUGGGUACGCGGCUGGGGAUGGUUCUUAUGGCGGAGGAGGGGCAGGAGGAGAUGACAGCGACACGCCCAGGGUUCCCGACACGGGCGAGGUAACCGCCAUCCCGCAGCUGUUCGACGUCGAGUACCUCGCCCCCGUGGAGAUUGGCACGCCGCCGCAGACCUUGAUGCUCAACUUCGACACGGGGUCGUCCGAUCUCUGGGUGUUUAGCAGCGAAACACCCGCACGGUACGUCGCGGGGCAAAAACUGUACCAGAUCGAGAACAGCACGACUGCCACGAGGCUCGCGAACCACACCUGGGCAAUUCAGUACGGAGAUGGGAGCCGGUCGGCGGGAAACGUGUGGCUGGAUACGGUCAGUAUUGGCGGGAUCGCGGUGGACAGGCAGGCUGUUGAGUCCGCGACGAGUGUGAGCAGCUCGUUUACGCGGGAUAAUGCCUCGUCGGGGAUCUUGGGGCUGGCGUUUGAUCACUUAAAUCAGGUCAGGCCGAAUAAGCAGAAGACGUGGUUUUCGAAUGCGUUGGACGUAUUGGAGAUGCCAGUAUUCUCGGCCAAUUUGAAGAAAGCUGAGCCUGGUAACUACAACUUCGGCUUCAUCGACACCACCGAGUUCCUCGGCCCGCUACACUUCGUCGACGUCAAUUCAACCGACGGCUUUUGGAAGUUCGAAGCGACCGGCUUCUCCAUCCAAAACGCCAACUCCACCGACAACACCUCCUCUCUCUUCGUCCCCGUCGCCCACACCGCCAUCGCUGACACCGGCACCACCCUCCUCCUUUUACCCAGCGCCAUAACCCAAGCGUACUACUGGCAAGUCGCCAACGCGACCGACAGCCCCAUGCUCGGCGGCUGGGUCUUCCCCUGCGGGACGUACCUCCCCGAUCUGACGCUGCAUAUCGGAACGUAUAAGGCGGUCAUUCCGGGAGAGCUGAUGGUGUUUGCGCCGGUGGAUACGGAUGAUCUUGCGACGGCGACGACGUGCUAUGGGGGGAUACAGAGCUCGAGCGGGUUCCCAUUUGCGAUUUACGGGGAUGUGUUUUUGAAGGCGCAGUGGACGGUUUUUGAUAUGGGGGAGGAGAGGUUGGGGUUUGCGGCGAAGCCGAUCUAA